This is a messenger RNA of Lepus europaeus (European hare), 1841 nucleotides long. RefSeq names its product immunity related GTPase M (gene IRGM). The transcript is spliced from 2 exons. The record is from RefSeq and is a predicted model, not a curated record. Gene Ontology annotation, cellular component: endoplasmic reticulum membrane. Bases 228 to 1481 code for a protein of 417 amino acids. Gene Ontology annotation, molecular function: GTP binding; GTPase activity. NCBI's taxonomy places the organism in Eukaryota, Metazoa, Chordata, Mammalia, Lagomorpha, Leporidae. Gene Ontology annotation, biological process: defense response; cellular response to interferon-beta.
UCCACGCUGCUUCAGGUCAUUCUCUGCUCUUCCUAGCACAAUCCCCAUCCCUCGCUUACAUCUUUCUGGAGCCAACUGGGCCUGGAAUCAAGUUUUAGACCAUCUCAGCAGGAACUGCCUCUGGGUGGAAGGGCUGUGACCCCCUCCCCAGGGAGCAGGUGAAGUAGCAGGAGUGGCCUGUGCCCCCAGAUCACAGACACUCUGUUCCAGCAACUGGUUACGCCAAUAUGGCGGAGUUCCCGUGGUCCCCUCUCACUCCAUUAUCUGCAUCCUUGACCUCGGUUAUGUCACAUGAGGACUGGGGUGUUUUAUCCAAGGACGAGGCUGUGAAGAUUGAGAAAGACUUAGAAGACGGGAACUUGCUGAAGGUGGUCUCUGACAUGAGGCGGCCUCUGGAGCUGGUGUCCCAGACGCCAGUCAACAUCGCGGUGACAGGAGAAUCUGGCAAUGGCAUGUCCACCUUCAUCAAUGCGCUUCGCGAGAUAGGACACGAGGAGGAGGCCUCGGCGCCCACGGGGGUGGUCACAACUACCGAAGCCCGUGCCGCCUAUUCAUCCCCCCUGUUUCCAAAGGCCGUGCUGUGGGACCUGCCUGGCACAGGGGUGGCUACUGAUACCUUGCAGGAGUAUCAUGUGGAAAUGCAGUUCAGCCAGUACGACCUCUUCAUCAUCAUCGCGUCCCAGCAGUUCAGCAUGAAUCACGUGAUGCUCGCCAAAACCAUCGCGGACAUGGGAAAGAAGUUCUACAUUGUCUGGACCAAGCUGGACCUGGACCUCAGCUCUAGCACCCUCCCAGGGUGUGAGCUACAGCAGACCAUCAGAAACCACAUCUUGAGAAGUCUCUGGAAGCAGCGAGUGUGUGAACCCCCCAUAUUCCUGGUUUCCAGCCUUAAACCUUCCUCACACGACUUCCCAGGUCUCAGAGACACAUUGCAAAGGGACCUGUCCCAAGUCAGAUGCGAUGGCCCUCUUCAAUACCUCAUGCAUGACUGCGAGAAGAUCAUCAGCCACAGAGCGGCCUCCAUGCAGCGGAAAAUUACUCUACAACCUCUGCAAGGCAUCAUGGGCUUCUGGUAUGCAGAUGACUUGGCGGAGUGUCUGGAAGCCUACCGAUCAGUGUUUGGUGUAAACGGUGAAGCUCUCAGGCGGUAUGAGCAGAGGAAGAGGAGCACGCUCACAGACUACAGGAGCGUCAUGAGGUCCCAAGAUGUGCAGCGUGUCCGCUGGAGGGACUGGAAACUCUGGGCCAUGACCUUUCUAAUCACGAAGAUGUUCUUCUUCUGUCUUAGCCUGUGCCCAUGCUUACGCACCUACGUCAUUCCAUACUUUAGACAGAUGAAACAUAGACACUGCCUCAAGAUAGUUGCCGAGGAAACAAAGACAGUCCUGGGUAAAAUGCUGAGAGACUCUGCCAUGCCCUGCGACACUCGGUGUGGGAAAAAGUUUCCAGCAGAUCCAGCAGACUCUCUCAGAUGGCCCUAAGAACUGGGGGGUGGGGUGUCCUCAUUGCUCCUAGCUGAUAGAUUGAUUAAUAUUUUCUUCUAUGUUUUAUGAUAUCAAUUCCUUAAAAUGAAUUCUGAAAAUCACUCUUUAGCAUAAAUUAUAAUGUGUCAUUCCUCUGAGGAUCUAUUCUGUAUUGUUCAUGAAGUCAUUAAGUAAGUUUCCCUGAGAUGAGAUUGACAUGGUGCCUUCCCCCACCAAGUGCCAUGCAUGUCCAGACUAGUGUGUCUGCCACACCUUCAUUCACCUGUCUCAGUAAAGGUGGCACAAUUCUCCUCUUCCCAUUUCUUUUUCCGUUUUAUUCACUGGAUAUUAUGGGACACACAAUGUGGCAAGGGUUAU